Lineus longissimus is the source of this 5565-nucleotide messenger RNA. RefSeq lists its product as uncharacterized. The coding region runs from base 1 to 5565 and encodes 1854 amino acids. Gene Ontology annotation, molecular function: nucleic acid binding. The transcript has a single exon. Gene Ontology annotation, biological process: DNA integration. The record is from RefSeq and is a predicted model, not a curated record. Lineage: Eukaryota; Metazoa; Nemertea; Pilidiophora; Heteronemertea; Lineidae.
AUGGCUUCUGAGCACAGGUCUGUCAAAGGUCGUAGCAGCACCCGAAGCGGCAGCCACAGGUCCAAUGUUUCCAUGGCCCAGAUGCGGGCAGCAGCCAAUUGUGCCGUUUAUGAAGUAGAGGCGUCACUACUGGCUGAGAGACAAGCUCUUGCCAAGAAGGAGCUCGAGAUGGUACAACAGCGGGAAGAGCUUGAGCUGAAGGCAAAAUUGGCGCAUGCUCGGGCCAAGGAAAGGGCAUGUUCCAUGGUUCACUCAAGUAGAACGUCACCUACUAAUGAGAAGGUGGGCGUUUCCGGGAAUGAGUCACAGGACAAGCCAAAGCGUGACCCCGGACAAGUAGGCCUAAUUCCCGACCCUAGAUUGAAUCCCAGGCAACCUGCGUUUCAUCCCGGCCAAGUUCAUGGCAACAUCUCCAAUUACCAGUCGACCCCGACCCCGAUGGCUCCAGAAAGUGUCACCACCAAUUUCCUUAGACCUACUCCAUUUCAAGGAAACAAUGAAGUAAGUACAUGUAUCCAGGCAACGGAGGUACCAGUAAGUCACGUGAGUGCACUUCCGGAUGCACUUAUGGAGGUUUUGCAUCAAGGGCAGCAGCAGCAAAGGUUGUUAUUGAAUACACUGCAGUUGCCUAAGGUUGACCUGAUGACCUUCGAUGGGGAUCCUCUCAGGUAUUGGUUGUUUAUAAGAGCGUUUGAGAACUCUGUUGACCGUGACCUCAUUGAUGAUAGUGUCAAGCUAAGUAGGCUUCUCCGUUACUGUACUGGAAAGGCAAGGCAGGUAAUUGAGUGUUGUGCAGUUAAGGACCCUACAGAGGGUUACAAGCUUGCCAGGAAACUUUUAAAGGACCGGUUUGGCAGUGAUUUUGUGGUGAGUCAGGCCUGGGUUAACCGGAUUGUCAACAGAAGGCAAGCCAAGGGUCCAGAAGCGAUAAGAGAUCUAGCUGAUGACCUGAAAAACUGUGUUGAAACUUUGACUGCAAUGAAACAGCUGGAUCGCUUAAACGAUUCGUACUUGGUGCAGAUCGUUGAGAGGUUGCCACAGUAUCUUCAGAAUAGAUGGAAAAGAGUGGUCCAGAAGAUACGGAAAACCAAGGAUGAUAGGCCUAGUCAAGGAAACCCAGGCAUUAAGGACCUUCUGCAGCUUAUUUCUGAAGCCGCAGAGGAAGAAAAUGAUCCUGUGUUUGGUAAGUGUGGUGCUAAGGAAUCCAAGACAGAAUCCAACCACAAGUCGAACAACAAGCAAAGACCUGGUCAUGGGUCAACGUUCAGUAUCCAGACGGAUACAGGUUACCAAGGUUCAAGUGGUGAUAAGCCCAGGGUACCCAAAUGCCUGGUAUGCAAAGAGGCGCAUCAUGUGACGGCCUGUGAAAUAUUCAAGAAGAUGACGCAAAAUGAGAGAUGGGUAACUGUGAGAGACAACAAGGUCUGCAAGAAUUGUUUGAAAGGACCGCAUUUUGCAUCAAAUUGUCGUAAUCCUCCUGCAUGUAAAGUUUCUGGCUGUGGGAAGAAACACAACACGCUCCUUCAUUUGGAUGGCGCUCCUGCACCCAAGUCUCGUGCAGACGGGCACGAUGUUCAGGAGAAGAAGGCCGAUGUCAAGCCGCAACCUGCAAGGUCCAAUGCCACAGUUUUGUCCACUGGGGCCGGUAUCAACCGUAUUGCCUCGCCAAUCAUUCCGGUAAAGGUCAAGGGUAUCGGAGGGAAUGAAGAAGUCAUAACCUAUGCGAUGUUGGACAACUGUUCUACGGCAACACUAUGCACGGAAAGUCUGGCGACCAAACUUGGACUAAAGGGAAAAACGGCAAUUACAGAAUUGACAACAAUAGAGAGGAAAGACAGUCGAUUUGAGACCACGAUUUAUGGAUUGGAAGUGGCUGACCUCGAUGGUAAGGAGGUUAUUACUCUUCCUCAUGUUUUCUCCAAGUCUAAUCUCAACGUUAGGCCUAAUGACAUAAAACCGUCCGACUUAAAUGACUGGCCUCAUUUACAAGGACUUGAUAUUCUGACGGUAGACACUGACAAGGUAGACCUACUUAUAGGACAGGACGUGCCGGAGGCUUUGGUCCCGCUGGAGGUCAAGAGUCACGAUGACGAUCCCCGAAGAGUACCGUACGCUGUAAGGACAGCCCUGGGAUGGACCCUAAAUGGACCAUUUGGAGAGAAUGGAAGGACUGAUGAGCGGCACAGCUGUCACUUUAUCAACAAUGACACUAGUCUACAGCAGCAGGUCGAGCGAUUUUGGAAGCUCGACAAUCUAGGUGAUGGAACUGGUCUAUCCAUGGAUGAUAGAAAGGUGGUUGACCUUUGGGAUAGGACAGCCGUGUUACAGGAUGGACAUUAUACUUUGCCCAUACCAUUCAAACAAAGGCCUCCAAAUUUACCGGACAAUUACAGUAUGGCGAAGAAAAGGUUGGAAAGCCUAGGAAGAAGGUUUCAGAAAGAUGCUACCCUACAUGAGAGGUACAACACUGAGUUCAAGACCCUGCUGGAAGAAGGUUAUGCAGAAUUGGUGCCUGAUGAAGAAAUAAGCAGAAAGGACGGAAUGGUCUGGUACCUCCCUCACCAUCCCGUACUGAACCCAAAGAAGCCAGAGAAAACCAGAAUUGUGUUUGACUGUGCUGCGAAACACAGAGGAACCUCACUGAAUGAAAAUGUGCUCCAAGGUCCUGACUUGACCAAUAAGUUGAUUGGAGUACUGUUGCGGUUCCGCCAGGAGAAGGUAGGGUUCACGUCAGAUGUGCGGGCAAUGUUUAAUCAGGUCAGGGUUGAAAAGGAUCAUAGGGAUGUGCUCCGCUUCCUGUAUUUCGACGAGGGUGAUAUAACGAAGGCUCCAAGGAUUUAUAGAAUGCGAACACAUAUCUUUGGUGGGGUUUGGAGCCCCAGUGCUGCAAACUAUGCAUUGAAGAAGACUGCAGCUGACAAUGCUUCAGACUUCCCUCCUGAGACAGCUGAAACCGUAAAUAGGUCAAUGUAUGUAGAUGAUGUCCUUGGAAGUAAUGUAAAUGACCCUGAGGCUAUUGUACUGGCAACCAGUCUUCGAGAAAUGCUCAAGAGAGGAGGAAUGGAUGUCAUCAAAUGGGCCAGUAACAGCCGGGUUCUCUUGAAAGCCAUUCCAAAUUCUGACUUGGCCAUGGGGAUGAAGGACCUAGAUUUAGACAGCGAUGGUCUGCCCACUGAACGAGCUUUGGGAAUGGUUUGGGAUGUAGAACAGGAUACCUUCAGACCGUGUAUUACCACACAAGAUCGCCCCAUGACAAGACGAGGAGUGCUUAGCAUCCUGAGUUCUGUUUAUGACCCUCUAGGAUUGGUUAGUCCAUUCGUGUUGAAAGCGAGGACUAUAUUCCAGGAUCUGUGCAGGGAAAAGUUAGGGUGGGAUGAUGGAAUGUCCCAACAUCAACAGCAGCAGUGGAACAGGUGGCUUGAAGAUUUACCAAAGCUUGAAAAUUUCUCUGUGCCACGAUGUCUGCGUUCAGAAGAUCUGGACACUGUAGUACAUAACCAGCUGCACCAUUUUUCAGAUGCAUCUGAAGGAGGGUUUGGCGCGACAAGCUACCUCAGACAAGAGGACAUAUAUGGACGUGUCCAUUGCGCACAAGUAAUGACCAAGGCAAGGUUAACCCCAUUAAAGACCACCACCAUCCCAAGGCUGGAACUUACGGCUGCUGUCGAAGCAGUGAAACUAGACAAACUUCUGCGUAGCGAGCUCGAGAUCCCUCUCUGCGAGUCCGUCUUUUGGACAGACAGCAUGAUUGUACUUUAUUACAUAAGGAAUGAGACAAAGAGAUACCAGACCUUCGUGGCAAACAGGGUGGCUAAAAUCCACGAGAGCACAGUGCCUACUCAGUGGAGGCAUGUACCCACAGAUCAGAAUCCGGCAGAUGAUGUAUCACGGGGUAUGACAGCCGAUGAAUUGAUUGGAAGCGGAAAUGAUCGGUGGAGAAACGGACCAGAAUUCUUGAAACAGCAGGAGACGCAAUGGCCUAAAGAGCCCAUUGUUAUUGAGACUGAAGGAAUGAUUGAGGUCAAACCGGAGGUGAAGGUUUAUGCAACGAACCCGACUCAGGAUGGAGGACAACAGGCAAUCAGCACGAUGAUAAAUCACUAUUCCUGUUGGUAUAGGCUCAAGAAAGGGAUUGCAUGGAUGCUGCGACUGAAGAAGGUGCUACACCAGAAGGUCAGGAAUAAGGACAUUCCCGGACAAGUUGCCAUGACCCCUCCAAGACGUGGCCUCACUGUAGAUGAACUUUUGGAAGCUGAGCAGGAGGUGCUGAAAUUCGUGCAGAAGAAGGCAUUUGGUGACAUUCAGGCAAACUUCAAGACCUGCAAGCUAAAGAAGCUGAACCCAGUGCUGGACAGCGAUGGGAUCCUGCGUGUGGGUGGUCGAUUGGAAAACUCCAACCUUCCUGAUGAAACCAAGCACCAGAUCAUAUUGCCGAAGAAACACCAUGUGGUGGACUUGAUAGUUCGUUACUAUCAUAAUUUGACGGGCCACUCGGGAUCGGAAAGGGUACUGACGGAAGUCCGUCAGAAAUUUUGGAUAAUCAAGGGAAGGCUGGCCGUAAGAAGGAACAACACAAAAUGUCUGCACUGUCGCAAAAGAAAUGUGAAACCAAUGAUUCAACAAAUGGCAGACUUGCCAAGUGACCGUGUUGCUUCCCCUAGAGCCGCCUUUUGUCAUGUUGGGUUGGACUACUUCGGCCCAUUUCAAGUUAAACGAGGCCGCAGCAUGGUGAAGCGGUAUGGCUGCAUAUUUACCUGCCUCACGACCCGGGCCAUACACAUUGAGGUGGCAGAGAAUCUUACAACUGAUUCGUUCAUCAAUGCCCUGCAGAGAUUCGUUAGUAGGCGAGGGAUGCCGAUCAGGAUCCGAUCCGAUAAUGGCACAAACUUUGUGGGUGCUCAGAAAGAGUUAAAGAAAGCAAUACGGGAAUGGAAUCUCAGCCGUAUUGAGGAGUACAUGCGCCAACGAGAAAUCACAUGGGUUUUCAAUCCCCCUGCAGCAUCCCAUAUGGGGGGUGUAUGGGAGAGGCAAAUCAGGUCUGUAAGGAAAGUGCUAGAUGGCAUAAUAAAGCAGCAGAACCUGACAGACGAUACUCUUCACACAAUGAUGUGUCUAGUCGAAGCCAUAAUAAAUGGAAGACCCCUGACGAAGCUGUCAGAUGACCCAGAUGACUUACAACCCAUCACACCAAACCAUUUGCUGCUCCUGCGCCCCGGAACCUGUCAACCUCCUGGACUGUUUGAUGAGGCCGAUCUGUACAGAAGGAAAUGGAAGCAAGUACAGUAUCUUGCUGAUUUGUUUUGGCGUAGGUGGACCAAGGAGUAUCUGACUGCACUGCAAGAGCGCCAGAAGUGGUGUCACGCAAGUCAAAACCUGAAGCCAGAUGACCUGGUUCUGAUUGUAGAUGACAAUGCUCACAGGAAUUCCUGGUUGUUGGGACGAGUAAUUGAGACGUAUCCUGGUAAGGACAACCUGGUAAGGUCAGCCAAGAUCAAAACACAUCACAAUGAGCUGACACGACCUGUCACGAAGCUAUGUUUACUUGAGUCGUCUGUUGAUAUCUAA